Messenger RNA from Eruca vesicaria subsp. sativa (arugula), 945 nucleotides. NCBI's taxonomy places the organism in Eukaryota, Viridiplantae, Streptophyta, Magnoliopsida, Brassicales, Brassicaceae. The record is from the annotation of a GenBank genome assembly.
CACAAAGCUGUCAUCCUCUCCACCACUUGUACAGCCUGUCAUCACUCUUCUUCUGGUCCUAACAACACGACAAUGUCCUACGUGGCUUCCUAUUUUUUUUUAUAACACAAACUCACUCUAUUUAUAACACAAACCUCCCCUUCACUUCUCCACAUUAUUAUCUCCACUCAAUAAUCCCUUCCUUCACCGGAAAACGUGUCACAAGUUACCAAGAAUCAUAUUAUAACACUUACAUAUGGGUAUCUGCAGUUCAAUCGAGUCGACACAAGUCGCGUCAGCGAAACUGAUUUUACAAGACGGGAAGAUGAUGGAGUUUGCGAACCCCGUGAAAGUUGGAUACGUUUUACAGAAGUAUCCCAUGUGUUUUAUCUGUAACUCAGACGAUAUGGACUUCGACGACGCCGUUUCCGCUAUUAGCGCCGAGGAGGAGCUUCAGCUAGGUCAGAUAUACUUCGCUCUUCCUCUUCGUUGGCUUCGUGAGCCACUCAAAGCGGAUGAGAUGGCUGCAUUGGCCGUUAAAGCUAGCUCUGCGCUCAUGAGAAGCGGUGGUGGUGGAGGAAGUUGUCGCCGGAAGUGUGUUGAUCCUAUUGUUGUGUCUGAUAAAUAUCGUCUUAGAGUUGGCUCCAGUGAUGAUACGGUUGGCUCCGGUGGGGUGAGGAGGAAAGGGAGAAACGUUGACGGUGGUGGCGGUGGUGGUAGCAGUAGUAGUGGGCGGAGGAGGAAAUGUUACGCGGCUGAGUUGUGUACGAUAGAAGAGUGAGGGGUAGUUUUGGAAUUUGUGGAUAGUUGUAAUUAUGUUUAGUCAUUUAAUUAAGAAGCAAUUUGCAAAUUAGCAUGUUCGGAAAGUUCGAUUUUGGGAUUUUAGUAGUUAGACCAUCAUGAUAUAAAAAAAAAAUCAAUAUAAAGGAUAUCUUUUUACAAUUAAAAUAGAAAAGAGUAUAAAUC